GAACUGUGCCGCUGUCGGUUCGCACCCCAGGACGUGGCGGUCGGUCCUCACGCCAUAUGUGACUGUGCUGGAUACAUACAGUGAAACCAUUGACGUCACCAUGGUAGAGACCGAGUAAGCGAUGUGCUGUGUGCAGGCAGAGAGGGUGUUCCCUGCCUCGGACAGCGAGGAGAGUGAGGAGGGCCCCCCUCGUGGCCCCCUCACACGCACGUGCCCACCUCCCCGUGACCUUCCCCUCUGGGGAGGGUUUCUGCACGACCCCCCGCCAUGCCGCCACCACAUGCUUCCCGCUCGACGGUCCUUCUCCUCCUCCAUCGUCGCAGAGCUGAGCGCAGUGGGUCCAGGACCAACGUUAGACUCCUCUUGCGAGUUUCUGGUAACUUGGUCCUCAAGGUCUUUUAUGUUUUUCUGCAACUUUUAUGUGGCAAAUAUGUGUUAGCCACUUUGACUUAAAGUGUGUUUAGAUAUGAACAUGAAAAUGAAGCAUAAUCAGUAGGCUUACAAAUUUGAAUAUGAUUUGUUGCAACACAUA
Messenger RNA from Homalodisca vitripennis (glassy-winged sharpshooter), 532 nucleotides. RefSeq lists its product as uncharacterized. The record is from RefSeq and is a predicted model, not a curated record. The transcript is spliced from 2 exons. Bases 122 to 439 code for a protein of 105 amino acids. NCBI's taxonomy places the organism in Eukaryota, Metazoa, Arthropoda, Insecta, Hemiptera, Cicadellidae.